GAUCGCUUCUUUUUUAAGUUCUAUUUCCGGUUUACGCGGACUUCCUGCGUCGGUCCAGGCCUUCAGGCUCCGCGUCCCGCUCCUGUCAGCGUUAGAACCGCUAAAUGUUUGGAUGUUUGUCAUAAACUCGUAAACAUGGAGUUCUCCUCGAUGCUUUGGAUCAUUUUCAUCCCUUUGGUGGAACCAUCAGACGCUUUUCAGUUUGACUGUUCUCCAUCGACGGUCCAAACAGAACCGGGAGCUUUUGAACUAAAAUGUUCUCCACUGACGGUCCAAAAAGAACCGGGUCAGGACAUGGAUCUGUCCUGUGCAGUAAAACCUUCAUUAAACAUAAAGGCUGAUUCCCUGGAAUGCAAACGUGACGAUGAUAUCGUACAUGUAUAUCGGAGCCGCUGGGACGACCCGUCCUCUCAGCACCAGAAGUUCAAAAACAGAACCGUCCUGGACCGCCAGAACCUGGAGGAUGGAAGCUUUUCUCUCACUCUGAAGAACGUCACCAAAGAGGAUGAAGGAAACUACAGCUGCUGCUUCCCAAUGAGAGGAAUCGUGUCAUCAGCCAUCAGCCUGACAGUCGUUUCACAGACGAACAAGGAAACAAACAAAGAUCCAGGAUCUGGUCUGAGCUCUGGUCUCAUCGCUCUCAUCGCUCUCAUUGGUCUUGGUCUUGGAGUUGGUUUAUUGAUCCUCGCUUGGAAAAACAGAGCUGCUCUCUCCAGAUCUCCUCCUUGUAUUCUGAGGAGGAAUCCAGCUGUGCUGUGAGGCUGUGGAGAAAUGGUGCUAACCGCUACACCACUACGUCAGCUCUCUCAGACCAGAACCCUGCUCCUUACGAUGUCUCUAGGUCGUCCUGAACUUGUGUGUAAUGGUUCUGCAAAAGACUACAACUGUAAACUGGAACUACUUCCUGGUUGAAGCCGUUGGAAAACUUUGACUUUGUAACGUUCACGAUCUGUGUAAAGUGAAUCAACUUCCAUUAUCCUCACCAAUACUUCAGGAUACACGACAAUGGUACGUUCCAUUUUCACGAUGUCCCCUGAGGUGACAUCAUGACCCUCAAAGGACCUGUAAGACACACUCCUCUUGGACCGGACCACCCUAGAACCUGUGCAGGUGAACUAAGGCUUAAGUCACUGAAAGGUGUGAUUACCUGAGAACUCUCAGUUUAAGCUGCUGGAUUGUUGGAUGGUGACACAACUGUGUGUGUUUGCUGCUAGGAAGUGGAACAACAGGAGGAGGUCCAGAUGAAGAUGAGAGUGUUGAUGCUGGAGGGUUCUGAACGGGGUUCUGUGGUUUGGUUCAGGGUCCGCAUUCAACCCGUCUGAUCUCAAGUGGGCCGGACCAGGAACAUAGGAAAAUAGCCUCAAGUCAACUUGUUAUCUGUAGCCUCAGCUGACCUAGUAUCCUUCUACUCACUAUUUAUUGCUAUUAUCAGAGCUAGCAUUACUUUUGGUGAUCGUGUGUCCCACCUGAUCAUUUUAUAGCAACAGCAGUGAGUCUGGCAUUAAACAGAACUGCAUUAUACCCAGAUGAGGCGCACACUUCCAAAGAAAUGCAGAUUUUUCUCUUUAACUAUCCUGGGAUUUCUUCCCUUUGCUUCCCUCUAGUGGUGGAAUUGUGCAUUGCAGCAAUGUCUUCAAAUAACCAUAACCGUCCACAGGAAUGGGUUAGAAACUUGCUUUUUUCCCCAACAUCCUUAUAAUUUUUUCUCUUUGUGACUGGACAGAUUAAACCAUCACCAACAAACUUUUUAACAGUUCUUUUGUCUCUCAGACACAUUGGGAAUUUUCUCUUGAAAAUCUACCAACUCAGACUACGGUCACAUAUCCCAAAAUGCCACAGCGCCGUGACACAAAUGCGAGUUUUGUCAUUGGAAGGCGGCAGUUGUACUUUUACACGCCACAUGGAGGUUUUCAGAAAAGUUAUAAUUUUAUGGUGACCACAUUGUUUUUCUUUCUCGUCUUGAGGUCACGCGGUGACAGUCCGGUGUCAGUGCCAUUUAAAAAUGGGGGAUUUCAGCUGGACUCGCCAGCCAGGUGCAGCUCUGAUUGGACGAUGGUAAAUGACUUUAGGUGGCGGCCGUUCAGAUCAAGUGAUACCGACCAUUUGGUAUCUGGGGGGUGUGGUCAUUCUGUAGUACUACCUGAGUCUACAUUCAUGACCACACCAACAUCAGGCGGCGGUUUGAUAUCGUACAAGUUCAGUUGAUGCCUCAUCAGUAUUUGUGACCGAAGCCUUAAAGAUUCAUGAGAGAGUGAACACGCUGCUUUAUGUUUGUCCUAAACUCCAGAGCGUACCGAUACAUUUAUCAAUACUAACUAAUGAUCAAUAAUGAGUCUCAAUAAUCACUGAUGUAAUAAGAAACUUUCUGCUGUGAUGUCAUCAUGAACUGUGACCUCUGAGGAUGUUUAACGUCGACCACGGUGCUGUUUCUGUUUUCUUCUCUAUAUUUUGUUUAUUGUUGUAUUUAGUUCAGAAAACUGGAGAUCUGUGAGAACAUUUCAUUAAAAAAGUUGUC
Oryzias melastigma (Indian medaka) is the source of this 2515-nucleotide messenger RNA. RefSeq lists its product as uncharacterized. The record is from RefSeq and is a predicted model, not a curated record. The coding region runs from base 136 to 759 and encodes 207 amino acids. Lineage: Eukaryota; Metazoa; Chordata; Actinopteri; Beloniformes; Adrianichthyidae. The transcript is spliced from 7 exons.